AUGGUCAGUAGUAAGGGCAUAGAGAUUGACCCGUCAAAGGUAAAGGCUAUCUGUGAUUUACGACCCCCGACUACCACCAGGGAAGUCCGCAGUCUGAUGGGACGACUCAAUUAUGUAGCGAGGUUCAUUUGUCAGUUGUCUGAAACAGCAAAGCCAUUCUUCAAGCUCCUGAAAAAGAAUGCAAAGAUUGAGUGGGAUGUUGAGUGCCAGAAUGCCUUCGAGAAGAUAAAACACUAUCUUACUCACGCACCAGUCCUAGUGCCCCCUCUCCCUAAAAUUCCCUUGAUUCUGUACUUAACCAUACAUGACGAAUCAUUGGGAGCCAUGUUGGCACAGAAAAUACCAAAUGACAAGAGAGAAUGCGCCAUAUACUAUUUGAGCUACGGCAAUACACGCUUCAUCACCGAAUCUUCGGUGACCGAAAACGAUCCCAUCAGGUAUCUCUUAGAGAAGCCGGCGUUAGUGGGCAAGUUGGCUAAAUGGCAAAUCUUAAUUUCAGAAUUCAACGUUCAGAGCCUAGGACAAAAGUCUGUUAAAGGUCGCGCCAUAGCAGACAUGUUAGCGGAAAGUUCCAAGGGGUCCGGAGCAUUUGAUGAGGAUAGUGAUGCGGAGGAGCGAAUUCUACUUGUAUCCAGUGACACAUGGACGAUGUACUUCGAUGGUGCAGUUAACUUAGCUGGGUCUGGUACUGGGGCGGUCCUUAUUUCCCCAGAUGGACAACACUACCCUGUCGCCGCUAAAUUGACAUUUCCUUGCACAAAUAACAUCGUUGAAUAUGAAGCAUGCAUUCUCGGUCUCCAAGCCGCCAUUGAUAUGAAGAUUCGGAAGCUGCAAGUUUAUGGUGAUUCAACCCUUAUCAUCUUACAGACCGAAGGUUCGGCCGAUGCCCUAGCUACCUUAUCUUCGAUGUUGCAAGUAGCUGGGGGCUUGGACAUUGAACCGUUAAGGAUUGAAAUCCUUCGACGCCCGGCUUAUUGUAUGACGGUUGAAGAGGAACCAGAUGGACAACCUUGGUAUCACGACAUCUUGAAGUAUCUACAGAAGGGUGAAUUCCCCGAAGGAAGUGAAGCAGCAGACAGAAAGCAUUUGCUGAAGCUAGCAUCAAAAUUCUUCACCAGUGGAGAUGUCCUCUACAAAAAGGCCUUUGACUCGACAUUACUAAGGUGCGUCGACGCCAAAGAAGCCAAUUGUUUGAUGAAGGAAAUACAUGAAGGGGAGUGUGGCCCCCACAUGAAUGGUCACCUCUUGGCAAGAAAGAUCAUGCGACUCGGCUACUACUGGUUGACAAUGGAAUCCGACUGCAUACAACAUGUGCGAUUCUUGCCCUUCUCUAUGUGGGGAAUUGACGUGAUCGGGCCCAUCAAUCCCAAGGCGUCAAAUGGACAUCGAUUUAUCUUGGUAGCAAUCGACUACUUUACGAAGUGGAUUGAAGCCAACUCGUACGCCAAUGUCACUGCCAAGAAUGUAGCCAAAUUCAUUCGCCGCGAUAUUAUCGCCCGCUAUGGGGUACCGGAGGCGAUCAUCACUGACAAUGGGUCCAACUUAAACAACAAAGUUGUAAAUGACUUGCUUGAUGAGUUUCGAGUUCACCAUUUGAACUCAUCACCAUAUCGUCCUCAAAUGAAUGGGGCAGUUGAGGCAGCAAAUAAGAACAUAAAGAAGAUCUUGGCAAAGACUGCUGAAAAUUAUCGUGAUUGGCACGAAAGGCUUCCUUACGCACUGAUGGCAUACUGA
This is a messenger RNA of Eucalyptus grandis, 1734 nucleotides long. RefSeq lists its product as uncharacterized. The transcript is spliced from 4 exons. Lineage: Eukaryota; Viridiplantae; Streptophyta; Magnoliopsida; Myrtales; Myrtaceae. Bases 1 to 1734 code for a protein of 577 amino acids. Gene Ontology annotation, molecular function: RNA-DNA hybrid ribonuclease activity; nucleic acid binding. Gene Ontology annotation, biological process: DNA integration. The record is from RefSeq and is a predicted model, not a curated record.